AUGAUGGCGGCGAUGUGGCGUCUUUGCCUACUGUCACUUUGCAGCAGAUCCCUAGCUGCUCCGAAAGACGACGAGGUUCACAGCCUUCCCGGUUGGUCGAGCGAGCUCUUCUCCAAGACGUAUUCAGGCUACAUCCCUGCAGGCGAGGAGGACGGCCAUGAGAUGUUUGAGCAUUACUUGUUCUUCGAGAGUGAAGGCAAUCCGACAGACGACCCGCUAAUCAUGUGGACGAACGGUGGACCUGGAGCAUCUUCCUUGCUGGGAUCAUUCACAGAGCUUGGGCCGUACUUUCUGGCAGAUGCUUCUCUUCAGACAGAGGCCUAUCGGACUUCCGGCGUUCCAACCCUCUUCGAGAACGAUUACCGAUGGACGAAGCUUGGCUCGCUGCUCAUUCGCAACUUGCCUCCUCCAAUCGGUUUCUCCUACUGCAAUCCCACCGGACCCAGCGGUGACGGGUACAGCUGCGGCUCCUGGAAAGACACGAAGACGGCGAAGCACAGCCUGAUCUUCAUGCAGAACUGGAUGAAGGCCUUCCCAGAGUAUUCUUCCAACCGCCUGUUCCUCGUCGGUGAAUCCUACGCGGGCCUCUACGUGCCGAUGCUCGCGCAGCAAAUCCUUGAGGCCGGAACCAUGCGCCUGGAAGGCAUUGCCGUCGGCGACGGCUGCCUCGGCGGCCCCGGCAACGAGGGAGGGUGCAUGCCCAGCACCGGGCCUUACUUCACCGUGGAGUUUUUCCAUGGCCAUGGUCAGUUCUCGGACAAGACAUACAAGCUGAUCCAGGAAGCCUGUUCCAAAGAGGAGCUGGUGAACGGAGCGAAGACGGCGCAGUGCCAUGCAGCCCUGGACAAGAUGGACCAAGAAAGAGGUUACAGCUUCGACUAUAACCUCUAUGAUGAGUGCUACGAUUUCGACUUGGACAGCGGGACCGCGGCCCCAUUGAUGCAGCGACGAAGUUCCAGGCUUCGCUCGUGGCGGCAGCUUUCAUUGCAUCAGAACAGUUACUGGCACAUGGAUGGUGCACCCUGCGGCGGCGUCCAUGCUAUGUUCAAGUGGGUUAACACAAGUGCAGUCAAGAAAGCCCUGCACGUUGCAAGCGAUGCCCGCUUCUUCACCGGAGACAACGGUGUGGGCUUCACCUACAACUCGACGCAGCCAAGCCUGGUUCCGUGGUACUCCAGCGCGGAGGCUAAAAAGCUGCGGAUCCUCAUUUACGAUGGAGACGCAGACCCCGGCCUCAACAGCUUCUACGCACAAAAUUGGACGUGA
Symbiodinium necroappetens is the source of this 1266-nucleotide messenger RNA. The record is from the annotation of a GenBank genome assembly. NCBI's taxonomy places the organism in Eukaryota, Dinophyceae, Suessiales, Symbiodiniaceae.